Messenger RNA from Heterocephalus glaber (naked mole-rat), 291 nucleotides. RefSeq names its product ATP synthase F(0) complex subunit f, mitochondrial. The record is from RefSeq and is a predicted model, not a curated record. Gene Ontology annotation, molecular function: proton-transporting ATP synthase activity, rotational mechanism. Lineage: Eukaryota; Metazoa; Chordata; Mammalia; Rodentia; Bathyergidae. Gene Ontology annotation, biological process: proton motive force-driven mitochondrial ATP synthesis. Gene Ontology annotation, cellular component: proton-transporting ATP synthase complex.
GACUCCAAGAUGGCCUCCGUCGAACCAGUGAAAGAGAAGAAACUCAUGGAUGUCAAACUAGGGGAGCUGCCCAGCUGGAUACUGAUGCGGGAUUUCACCCCUUCAGGCAUUGUGGGAGCAUUUCAGAGAGGUUACUACCGGUAUUACAACAAGUACAUCAACGUGAAGAAAGGGAGCAUCGCUGGGCUUAACAUGGUGCUGGCAGCCUAUGUGAUUUUUAGCUACUGCUUUUCUUAUAAGAAACUCAAACAUGAGCAGCGACGAAAGUACCACUGAAAAGGGCCAGUGUGG